CUGCCAUUAAAGAGAUCUAUUGGGGUAACUGUAACAUAUAUACACAUAUACACAUAUACAUUAUAUCACAGUUACUAUGAGUCAAACUCCUGUUCCAGCUGAAUACGAUGAUACCAGAAUUUUAGGUUAUGAUCCAUUAAUUCCUCCUGCAUUAUUGCAACAUGACAUCAAGGCUUCUGCAAAAUCAUUAGAAGUUGUUAUUAAAGGUCGUUAUGAAUCUUCUCAAAUUAUAAAUGGUAAAGAUGAUCGUUGUUUAGUUAUUGUUGGUCCAUGUUCUAUUCAUGAUCCAUCUUUAGCUCUUGAUUAUGCUAAACGUUUAAGAGUUUUAGCUGAUGAAUUAGAAGAUGAUUUAGUAAUUAUUAUGAGAGCUUACUUAGAAAAGCCAAGAACUACUGUAGGUUGGAAAGGUUUAAUUAAUGAUCCAGAUGUUGAUAAUUCAUUUGAUAUUAAUAGAGGGUUAAGAAUUUCUCGUCAAUUAUAUUCUGAUUUAACAUCUAUUACUGGAUUACCAAUCGGUUCAGAAAUGUUAGAUACUAUUUCUCCUCAAUAUUUCUCUGACUUUUUAAGUUUCGGAGCUAUUGGAGCUAGAACUACUGAAUCUCAAUUACAUAGAGAAUUAGCUUCUGGUUUAUCUUUCCCUAUUGGUUUUAAAAAUGGUACUGAUGGUGGUUUAGGGGUUGCCUUAGAUGCCGUCCAAGCUUCAUCUAAAGGUCACCAUUUCAUGGGUGUUACUAAGAAUGGUAUGGCUGCUAUUACUACUACUAAGGGUAAUGAUCAUGGUUUCAUUAUCUUAAGAGGAGGUAAGAAAUUAACCAAUUAUGAUGCAGAAUCCGUUGCUGCUGCUAAGGAAGCCAUUUCAAAAUCAACCAAUCCAAAUAUAAAAUUAAUGAUUGAUUGUUCUCAUGAUAAUUCUAGAAAAGAUUACAGAAACCAACCUAUAGUUCUUGACUCCGUCGUUGAACAAAUAGAAAAAGGUGAGAAUACUAUUAUCGGUGUAAUGAUUGAAUCCAACAUUAACGAAGGUAAACAAGGUAUGCCACCAGCUGGUUCAGGUAAAGAAGCUUUGAAAUAUGGUGUUUCUAUCACUGAUGGAUGUGUUUCUUGGGAAAGUACUGUUGAAAUGUUAACCAAAUUAAGUAAAGCUGUUAAAGCCAGAAGAGUAUUAAACAAAAAGGAUUAGAUUCUACAAAAGUAUGUAAAACAAACUAAAUUAUUAAUUUCUUGUAAUUAUAACACAAAAUAUAAGUUAAUUUAUUAUAUA
Molecule: messenger RNA, 1261 nt
Organism: Scheffersomyces amazonensis
Lineage: Eukaryota; Fungi; Ascomycota; Pichiomycetes; Serinales; Debaryomycetaceae
Gene: ARO4
Product: 3-deoxy-7-phosphoheptulonate synthase
Exons: 1
Coding region: 77-1180 (367 amino acids)
Biological process (GO): aromatic amino acid biosynthetic process
Cellular component (GO): cytoplasm
Molecular function (GO): 3-deoxy-7-phosphoheptulonate synthase activity
Source: RefSeq, a predicted model, not a curated record